UGUCUAUCAAUUAUCAUUAAGAAUCGAGAGGAGGACAAUUUCUGAAUCUGUCCCUCCUUGUUCACCAAACUCUGUUCAGUUUUUCUGUUUUUGUUUUACUAAACGCAAAUUGGAUUAAAUUACGCAUUGCACCUUUAAGAAGCUGUCAGCGGGAUUAGAGUUACGCACAGUGAGCCAAGUGUCCCUCCGGAGGGGUUUUACGCACCGUCGGCAUCCACAAGAGGCUCAGCUUAAGCCGCACUUCUCCUUCUUCGCUGGUCCUGACACCAAAGGGGAGCCCUCCACGCCACGCGCGACAUGGCCGAGAUAGGGAAAGGGGUCACCGCCGGGAAACUGGCCAUCAACGUCCAGAAGAGGCUCACCAGAGCGCAGGAGAAGGUCUUGCAGAAGCUUGGCAAAGCAGAUGAGACCCGAGAUGUUGUCUUUGAGGAGAUGGUGGCCAACUUCAACAAGCAGAUGGCAGAAGGCACCAAACUGCAGAAGGACCUGAAAGCGUACCUGGCAGCAGUGAAAACCAUGCAUGACGCGUCGCGGCGGUUGCAGGACUGUCUGGCGGACAUGUACGAACCGGACUGGUUUGGCAAAGAGGAGAUGGACGCGUUGGCUGAGGAUACAGACACACUGUGGUUGGAUUACCACCAGAGCAUCACGGACAAAUCUCUGCAGAACAUGGAUAUUUACCUGUCUCAGUUUCCUGACAUCAAGGCUCGUAUAGCGAAGCGCGACAGGAAGUUGGUGGACUUUGACAGCGCCCGCCAUCACUUCACCUCCUUGCAGAAAGGCAAAAAGAAGGAUGAGGCCAAGAUCGCCAAGCCAGCAGCCCUGUUGGAGAUGGCGGCUCCCAGCUGGGCUCAGGGUUUGAUAUCAGCUCACCAGGUGGCUCAGACUAACCUCUCCUACAACCAGGCGGAGGAGGAUUUGGGCCGAGCUCAGAAAAUUUUUGAGGAACUGAAUGUGGAGUUACAGGACGAGCUUCCUGCACUCUGGGACAGGCGUGUUGGCGUCUAUGUUAACACAUUCCAGAGCCUGGCAGGUCAUCAGGAGAAGUUCCACAAAGAAAUGAGCAAACUCAGUCAAAACCUGAAUGACAUCAUGACCAAACUGGAGGAGCAGAGGCAAAUCAAAAAAGGUGCAACUGCAGCGUCAAAGACAGGAGACUGUGCAAAGAGUGAGGGAGCCAACCAUAGUGAGUCGGCCAGCUCAGCACCAAAGAGGUCUGCUCCGCCUCCUGGCCCUCCUCCCAGUCGGCCUCCGCCCAGACUGACGCCAUCUCCGAACCAGCAACAGCAAAAUGUCAGCCCGUUUGAGGAUGAGCCCUCAGUGCAUGACACUAACACAGACUCCACGACCACAACGCUGCAGAGUGCGGUGACCAAUGGCUCAGAUGGCGAACUCCCUCCAGGGUUCCUCUACAAGGUGAAAGCGGUACACGACUAUGCUGCUACUGAUGGUGAUGAGCUGGAACUGAAGAUGGGAGACGUUGUGUUGGUUUUGGCCUUUGACAACCCAGAUGAACAGGAUGAUGGCUGGCUCAUGGGCUUGAAGGAGUCUCAAUGGUUUCAGAAGAAAGAUAUUUCAGCCAAAGGCGUUUUCCCUGAGAACUUCACACAGAGGGUUUGAGGUUUACGCCACAUGCAAAAUCUUCUAUUCAUACAAUUUCCUCGGAUAUCUUAUCUGAGACAGAAGUCAUAUCGUCUUUACGUAUCUACCUACACACUAAAAUGUAUUAGCAAAACAUGAUUGGGUGCAAAAGUGUGUAUUUAAAAAAAUUAAUAUAUGUUAAAAGAUAAAGAAUUAGGCUUUAUCCUUUAUUGUGACAGUUAAACGAUGUGCUAGCAUCUCAAUCGAAAUGUUGUCCUGAAAUUUCUUUUUGUUUUGAUUUUUAAUUUAUUGAUUUCUUCUACACUCGGUGAAUCCAAACAAAACACAAAGUGGUGUGUUACUCAUAUUUAAGUAAGUUAACAUAAGUAAUGGAUGUACUGUACGGAUGUCAAAAUGUUUUCUUGUUUUUGGAAAAGUAUGUUUUUAAAACAUACUCCCUUGCAUGAAGUGGUUUUUUUUUUUUUUUUUUUUUAUUUUCAUUUUGUUUGUAAUACAGCAAACACUGUGACACCAGGCGGGGGCCCCCUCUGUGAAAACAAGGCUGUGAUUAUUCUAAAGUUACAGGAGUCCUCAAAUAGAGCCCUGGAGAACACCACAAAGUUUAUUUGCAGGGUUUCUGUCUUGCCUUGUCAAAAUCUGUUUCAGUUUCUUGAGCUUGUAGGAUUUUCAAAGGGAACAGUAGCUUUUAAUUUAUAUUACUGGCCAUUUUGAGGACAUGAGAUGACGUGAAGCUUACAUUUUCUAAUUCCCACAUGGUUUUGUUUUGAUUUUCUUUCUCUCUUCAAUGAUGAAUGAAACGGUGAACCUUGCUAUCAAACUCGGCUGUUUUUGUUUUUUUUCCCCUUAAUGACACAUAUUUUUUUCAUAUAAAUUUGAUUCUGAAUGUCUGUGCUAUCUGGACUUCACUUUUUUGCUGCUUAAGCACGUUUUCUUUCAUCUUUUUUUUUUGAAUUAUAAAUAAGGAUUUAAUGUCACACUUUGUGUCCAUGGAGUUCACAGAAAACUGAAAGUGAGAGAUUUAAAGUUUGAAAACUCUGAGCCUUUCAGAAAUCUGUGCAAAAGAUAUUUUUACACUGUGGAAUAAAUAAGGAUCAUUUAAUAAUGCAGCAUUUGAAGGACGGAAUCAGCAUCAUUAAAGGCCAAUUAAACACUG
Molecule: messenger RNA, 2755 nt
Organism: Oreochromis aureus
Lineage: Eukaryota; Metazoa; Chordata; Actinopteri; Cichliformes; Cichlidae
Gene: bin1b
Product: bridging integrator 1b
Exons: 16
Coding region: 298-1620 (440 amino acids)
Cellular component (GO): plasma membrane; cytoplasm; synaptic vesicle
Molecular function (GO): phospholipid binding; tau protein binding
Source: RefSeq, a predicted model, not a curated record